Messenger RNA from Paramecium octaurelia, 405 nucleotides. The record is from the annotation of a GenBank genome assembly. NCBI's taxonomy places the organism in Eukaryota, Ciliophora, Oligohymenophorea, Peniculida, Parameciidae.
AUGAAGUCAAACUAAUUUUAUCGAAAAGGAAAAAUACAAUCUACAAGUCAAAAGAAAUACAAAAAACUUGAGAAAUUUUUCUAUUAGUUAUAUUGCUCUUAUGGGCAAAAUGAUCCAGAAGCUAAUGAUAUUGAAAUAUAUCUUAAAUAGAAUGAUCUAACGAUAUGUUGCCUCAAUUCAUUAUACAGAUUAAAAAUUAUAAAAAGCAUUCCUUUUCAUUCAGAAUAAAAAUAAUUAUUGCAAAUUCAAAGAAUUACAGCUUAAGAGAAGGUAUAGCCUCAACAUCUCAGCAGACUUGGUCUAUUAACACCAUUUAUGAAGUAAAUAUAAUUUUGAUUUAGUUUAUAAAUGAAUUGUCCUCAAACAAUUAUUUAAUAAUGGCUUACAGAAUUUAGAUAUUUUUGA